This is a messenger RNA of Helianthus annuus (common sunflower), 1162 nucleotides long. RefSeq lists its product as uncharacterized. Bases 16 to 1008 code for a protein of 330 amino acids. The record is from RefSeq and is a predicted model, not a curated record. Lineage: Eukaryota; Viridiplantae; Streptophyta; Magnoliopsida; Asterales; Asteraceae. The transcript has a single exon.
AUUAAUCAUUGAACAAUGGAUAGAGAACAAGAGCAGAUGCAAUUUUUAGGCCUUUUUGGCAUCUUCAAAGAAAGCUACAAAACAAUCAUCUCAUGGAGAAAAAUCUUUACUCAAAUCACCCUAACCCUUAUCCUUCCUCUAACUUUCAUCUUCCUAGCACAAAUCGAGAUUUCAAAUUUACUAGUUCAAGAUAUCGAACAUACCGAAUUUGAAAAGGAAGACACGCAACGUUUUACGAAAAGGUACGACAAUCUUUCUGACAAGAUCUCAUCAGAAUGGACAACCUUUAUACUAUUCAAGGUUGUGUACAUCGUUGUCUUUCUUAUCUUAUCUCUUCUAUCAACAGCUGCAGUCGUCUACACGAUUGCAUCUGUCUACACAGGACGUGAGUUGACUUUUAAGAAAGUCAUGAGCGUCGUCCCAAAAGUUUGGAAAAAACUCAUUGUCACCUUUUUGUGCAAAUUUACAGCCUUUUUUAUAUACAACUUCUUCGCCAUACUUUUCAUGUUUAUUUGCGAGUUUUUGGUUCCUUACCCGUUUGGUACCAUCCUGUUCUUCGUGGUCUUAGUCAUGUACGUGGUGGGAUCGCUCUACAUGAUCGUUUGUUGGCAACUAGCAAGCGUGGUCUCGGUUCUUGAGAGUUCAUAUGGGUUUAGUGCUAUGGCAAAGAGCAACAAUCUGAUUAAGGGAAACAAAAUGGUGGCUAUUACAAUUUUAUUUUUGUUGAGUUUGUCAUUUAUUCUCAUAAACAUACUAUUUGAAUUGCAUGUGGUGCAUGGAUCAUUGGAAGUAUGGAAGAGGGUAGGGUUAGGUGCUUUGUGUUUCAUAUUGCUUUUGAUUGCUAAUCUCUUCGAGCUCGUAAUCCAUACGAUAUUGUAUCUCGUUUGCAAAUCGUAUCAUCAUGAAAACAUCGAUAAAGGAGAUUUGUCGAAUCAUCUCGAAAGUUAUCUCGGCGAGUAUACACCUUUGAGUGGGAAAGAUAUUCAACUAGAGCAAUAUCAAGUUUGAGUUUGGUUAUAUCAAAUUUAUAUGAUCAUGUUGUGACUCCUUACAUUCAUAAUACACCCAUUUAUGGUUUAAGUUACAUUUUUCUUCUCUUGUAUAUAGUUAUUGUAACAAAAUAAAUCAUUUGUUUUCUCAAUCUUAAAAAUUAUUAAUAUUA